Lolium perenne is the source of this 1035-nucleotide messenger RNA. The record is from RefSeq and is a predicted model, not a curated record. Lineage: Eukaryota; Viridiplantae; Streptophyta; Magnoliopsida; Poales; Poaceae.
AUGGACAAUCCAGACGCGAACGGCGUCCAGGCACAGGCGCAGCGUGCGGCCGGCGUCCAGACGAGGCGCGGCCGGCGUCGAGGUGCGGCGCGCGGACGAGCUGCAGCGGGGCUAGCGGAGCUGCAGCGCGGGGCGGCCGGCUCCACGGCCACGGGCGCGGCGAGCGCGUGGCUCCACGGCCACGGGCGCGGGCGAGCGGGGCAGGGGGUCGUGGGCGGCGGCGGGGCAGCGGGGCCGGUGACGGCGCUGCGCGGCGCGAGCCCCUGCGUGGCGGGCGAGGCCGGCGACAGCCGCGUGCGUGGCGACGCCGGCGACGACGCAGCCGGGCGGGCGAGCCCGGCGCGAGCCCAGGCGCGGCGUGGCGAGGCCGGCGACGGCGCUGCGCGGCGAGCCCGACGCGAGCCCCCGCACGGCGCGGCGAGCCCGGCGACGGCGCGGCCAUGGCGAGGCGCGCGAGCCCUGCGUGGCUCGGGGGAGGUGAGCGCGGGGCGGCCGGGCGUCGUGGAUGGCGACGCGCGGGGCAGCCGGCGUCGUGCCGAGGCGCAGCGGAUGGGGCGGCUUCGCGGCCGAGCUCGCAGCGGACGGGGCGGCGUCGUGCCGAGGCGCAGCCGGUGUCGCGCAUCCGACGUCGCCCUCGUCGUUCACCCGCCGCGGGCGCGCCCCAUUCGCCGCCGCGGCCCCGUCGCUGCGGGCGCUGCCCCGUCGCCGCGCGCUGCCCGUCUCCGCGGGCGCGGUCUCGUUCGCCGCCGCGGGCGCGUCGCCGCGGACGAUGUGUUCGCGGCCGCCUCGUCCUUGCAGGUCCCGUCCCGGCCUCCGCAGCGGGCGUCAUGGGCAGCUGGGCGGAGCGGCGCCUCCGGCCAUGGCGCGGGCGUCCAGGGCAGAGCGGCGCGCCGCCGUCUUGGGUUCGGUCGUGGCGUGCAACGCGUUGUGGCGAGGCACGCCCGGCGAGCUCCGCCCCCCGCCCGUGGCUCGCGCGGCAGCGACCGUGCUUGCGCCGGCGUGGCGAGCGGCCGGCGCCCGUGCACGCGCCCUUAG